AUGAGGAUACUUCGCUUUCUGGAAUCGGCCUCCGAUAUUAACGCCCUCGCCCGCGCUUCAUCAACGCUCUAUUCAUGGGUGAACCAUUUGCUCUACUUUGGCAACAACCACGAAUAUGGAUGGGAUGCCCUGCAUUGGGCCGCCAGCCGAGGCAAACCACACACAAUUAGAGCGAUACAACGCUAUACCGAGGCUCUUGAACAUACUGUCUCGGCGACGCUGAAAUGGAGGACAGCCUUUCAUCUUGCUAUUGAAGGUGGAAAUCAACAGGUCGUACGACUGCUGUUGGAGUCGCACGCAAGCGACCUGACGUCAGGCGAGUAUCCUUCGCUAUGCGAUGCAGCUCGUAAAGGUCACUCUAAUGUCAUUCACCUGGCGGCUGAGUUGGGAAAUUUCGACCUCAACUGCGAGGAUUCGACUGGCCGAACACUGGUAUCAUUCGCUGCAGGGUCGGGAAGCGUUGCGAUGCUGAAUUGCCUUCAAAGGAGCGGGCUUGUUGACCCAGACAAGAGAGAUGGCAUAGGCCGCUCGCCACUGGCUUACGCAGCCCGUGAUGGCCAUUGCCUGGCCAUAAGAGUACUGCUUGAUUGGAUCGAUGAUCCGCCUGACACCCGAGACAAACACGGCGACUCGCCAUUUUCACUUGCCGCGAGAGCUGGGCAUCUCUACGCAUUGAAGGAAUUAUGGAAGACGGGUCAUUCUCAGCUUGAUACUCGAGGGCAAUCACUCCGCACUCCACUCUCGUGGGCAGUACUUAGUGGGAGCCUCGCCGCUGUGCAAUAUUUGCUGGACUUGAGUGCAGAUAUUAACAUGGCAGAUGAUUUGGGACAGACACCACUUAGCCUCGCGGCUAUGCAGGGCAGGGUACAAGUUGUAGAGCUGCUACUCGGUUGUCGGGGCAUAUCACCGAAUAUACCAGAUAGUCGCGGCUAUCUACCGUCCCAUUGGGCAGCCGUGGGCGGCCAUGCCCGGGUCGUUCAAAUACUUUCGCAGCACAGGCACAUCGAGGUUGAUCGUCCAGACUCGGUAGGCAAGACUCCCCUCGCUCUCGCAACGCAAUCUGGCCACGAGACGGUAGUCAGAAUGUUGCUGGAGUCCUUUCGCGUAACAGUGGAUUCAAGAGAUAAUGAAGGGAGAUCCCCAUUGUCUAUAGCCUUGGAAGGGGGCUUCGAACGCAUUGCAAAAUUAUUGCUGGCUACUGGUCAAGCACAGCCAGAUGCGCCUGACCACGAUGGCCAAACUCCGUUGUCGUGGGCAGCAGCUGGCGGCCUUUGUUCUGCUCAUCUCAUCCAAGAGUUGUUGCACAUCUGGGGAGUAGAGCCGGAUUCCGCUGAUGCUGUCGGCCGCACUCCGGCGUCGUACGCAGCAGAGGAGGGCAACGACGAUGUGCUAAAGAUAUUACUAGUGACGGGGCAGGUUGACCCAGACUCCAACGAUAAAUGGGGCCGAUCACUUAUACACUGGGCAGCGCGAUAUGGCCAACUGUCCACGGUCAAGCUUUUGCUCUCGACUGGCAGAAUUGACCUUGAGUCAAAAGACCGAGACGGACGAACGCCAUUGUCCUGGGCUGCAUCAGGAGCGCACAAAGCAACAGUCCGUUUCCUGGUGUCGACAGGAAAAGCCGAUUUGGGAAGUGAGGAUGGACAAGGUCGAACGCCAAGGUGGUGGGCUGCUGAUCGCAAACCCGUUGACCCAAGUCUUGUGGCGAUGCUAUCUGGCUGA
Molecule: messenger RNA, 1722 nt
Organism: Pochonia chlamydosporia 170
Lineage: Eukaryota; Fungi; Ascomycota; Sordariomycetes; Hypocreales; Clavicipitaceae
Product: ankyrin 2,3/unc44
Exons: 1
Coding region: 1-1722 (573 amino acids)
Molecular function (GO): protein binding
Source: RefSeq, a predicted model, not a curated record